AUGGGGAUUAAAGGACUGUGGUCGGAGGUGCGGCCGCUCUGCCGACAGUCCCACCUGUCGAACUUCCGUGGUCAGCGUGUCGCUGUCGACAUGUACGUCUGGCUUCACCGCGGGAUUCUCGGCAGCAUUCAGCUGAGCGGUGAGGAGGAAGCGCAGGCGUUCAUGGAGUCCGCGGAGGCUUCAUUGGGUGCCGGCGGCGCGGAGGGGUUGGUUCGCCUCAACGCGAAGUUCCUACAGUUUGUGGUGAAUCGCGUCGAGCUUCUCUUGCGGUGUGGCAUCCACCCCGUGCUUGUUUUUGACGGUGCCCCGAUCCCAAUGAAGAGUGGCACUGAAGAGGAGCGGCAGAUGACGCGGGCCGCGCGUCUCGCAGCGGCGGUGCGUGUGCUGAAGGAUGGAUCUGCUGCGAAUCCCCGCAUCCGACAGGAGGCGGCGCAGUUGCUGGAGAAGGGCGUGGACAUCACAACAGAGCUGGCACAUGCAGUGAUCCAGGUGCUCCAGGAACGCCGGCUGGAGUGUAUCGUCGCCCCGUACGAGGCCGACGCUCAACUCGCGUACAUGUGCAAGGAGGGCUACGUGCAGGCUGUCAUCUCAGAGGACAGCGACCUCAUUGCGUACCAUUGCCCGUGCCAAAUCGCCAAGCUAGAUGCGCACGGAAACUGUGAGGUGUUCCUCGCGCAGGAUCUGAAACGGUGCCCGAGUUUUAGCGGAUUGUCUUAUGAGUCCUUUUUAGUUGGUUGCAUUCUCAGCGGGUGUGACUACCUGCCGAGUCUGCGUCACAUUGGUGUAAAGAAGGCGUUUCGCUUAGUUGCCCAAGCCACAUCGGUCCCGAGCCUUAUGCAUGCGCUCGAGGUUAAGUUCGGCUUCUCCAAGGAGGAGCUGCGGGAGUAUGAGUCUAAGCUGCAGCAGGCGUUCUACUGUUUUGCGCACCAUUUUGUAUUCGACCCUGUGCGCAAGGAGGUGGCGCACUUGACGCCGCUUCCAGCAGGAAUUCCGCUCAAGGCGAACCUGCUUGGGAAAGGGCUGCCGAGGGACAUCGCGGAGAAGGUGUGUGGUGAGUGCCUGUACGAUCCUGUGACGUUGGCACUCUACCGAGGCACCUACCAGUACUGCGUGCAGGAGUACUGGAGGGUUACGAAGGGCGGACAGACAUCACUGAAUGCCUUUGGCGGAUUUCAGGACAUUCAGUCACCGCGGGUGACACUCCCGCUGGCUGCACGCGGCGAAAAUGCAAUACAGCGACGUGCCUCGCCGAGGACGACGCUCUUUUCGUCCCCGCUGCUGAAAGUACGCGAGGCGUCAGGGUUCUGCACGAACACGCUCCAUACACCAGCGGUGGUGCGCUCCAAGUACUUCACACAGAGCCGUUGGAAGGUGGAGGACUGGGAAAGCGAUGGCAGCGAGAACACUCCCACCGCUGGCACACCCGGCGAGCCUGAAAGCACGGCUCCUACUACUACUACUACUACUACUGCGUCUUCUUCUUCUUCUGGUGCUACCGCAGCUGCUACGUCCACAGUGGAUGCGACACCCCCUUGUGCAUUCCCUGGCAUACGCUUCACAAUGAGUGAGUCUUUGGCGUCGUCGGCGCUGACAACACCGUCCACGGCGAAUGUGAAGGCGGCAGACGCGCUUGACGGGGCUGAAAUGGUGGAGGAGAUGGAGGGGCAAUCGCAAAAAAAUAAAGAUACCUCUGGCCAUCGUUUUUCUUUUGAAGAGGCAGUGCUGACCUCACCAUCGGACACCGGUAUGGAAGUGAGGGGGAGGCGGCGAGGGGCAACCGCGCCUGAUGCUGACAGCAGCGAGUGCCAGGGGGAGAGGAGUGGCCGUUGCCCAUUCGGCUACGCACAGUGCGGGCGGCGGCACUCCAUCUUUGAGCAGUGCUUCCAGGGAAAGAACUGGUCGAGGGAUGCCAGCUACUGCAGUAAGGGGGAGAGCUUUGACGGCAACAGUAGUAAAGAUGACGUGUGUCUUCCUCCCACACCCACAGAGGCCGGCACAAAGCGUCACCGCGAGGCGUUACCGCCGCCACUGUUUCGUCCCACAUUUAAGCCCCCGGCGUCCACUGAAGGAAGGCCUACGGACGCCCCGUUGUGUGAGGGUGCAACAUCCCCGACUCGUAAGGGAGCAAUGAAGACAUCCACUGCUCAGGCUCUUCAAUUGAUGAAUCGCCUGACGGGUGGAAGAUCCGGCGCCGCCGUGGCAGCAUUGCAGGCCGGUGAAGGCACUGGUGGCACCAAAGCUGCGUCGGAGCUCUUUGAGAAGUUGGCAUUUUCGCGGUGA
Molecule: messenger RNA, 2280 nt
Organism: Trypanosoma grayi
Lineage: Eukaryota; Euglenozoa; Kinetoplastea; Trypanosomatida; Trypanosomatidae
Product: putative exonuclease
Exons: 1
Coding region: 1-2280 (759 amino acids)
Molecular function (GO): metal ion binding; 5'-flap endonuclease activity
Source: RefSeq, a predicted model, not a curated record